Pterocles gutturalis (yellow-throated sandgrouse) is the source of this 798-nucleotide messenger RNA. RefSeq names its product dickkopf WNT signaling pathway inhibitor 3 (gene DKK3). The annotation marks the transcript as partial. NCBI's taxonomy places the organism in Eukaryota, Metazoa, Chordata, Aves, Pterocliformes, Pteroclidae. Gene Ontology annotation, biological process: negative regulation of canonical Wnt signaling pathway; multicellular organism development. Gene Ontology annotation, molecular function: receptor antagonist activity; co-receptor binding. Gene Ontology annotation, cellular component: extracellular region. The transcript is spliced from 4 exons. The record is from RefSeq and is a predicted model, not a curated record.
GAGUGUAUCAUUGAUGAAGACUGUGAGACAGGGAAAUACUGCCAGUUCUCCAGCUUUGAGUACACGUGUCAGCUCUGUAAAACCCAGCAUGCACGUUGCUCACGGGAUGUCGAAUGCUGUGGCGAGCAGCUCUGCGUUUGGGGCGAGUGCAGGAAAGCCACUUCAAAAGGAGAGAACGGCACCAUUUGUGAGAACCAACACGACUGCAACCCUGGAACGUGCUGUGCUUUUCAGAAAGAACUACUGUUUCCUGUGUGCACGCCCUUACCUGAAGAAGGUGAACCCUGCCAUGAUCCUUCAAACAGACUUCUCAACCUCAUCACCUGGGAACUGGAACCCGAUGGCGUGCUUGAGCGAUGCCCAUGUGCAGGUGGCUUGAUCUGCCAACCUCAGAGCCACAGCGCUACAUCUGUGUGUGAACUGUCCGCCAAUGAAACCAGGAAUAAUGAAAAAGAAGAUCCUUUAAUCAUGGAUGAGAUGCCAUUUCUCAGCUUGCUACCCAGAGAUAUUCUUUCUGAUUACGAAGAAAGCAGCGUCAUUCAGGAAGUGCGUAAAGAAUUAGAAAGUCUGGAGGACCAAGCAGGUUUGAAGCCUGAGCCUGACUCAGCUCAUGACCUGGUUUUGGGAGAUGAAAUUUAAAGUCCAAACACCAGACAGUUUAGUUAGUUAUUUCUAGAAAUUUUUGUCUAGUGUCUUGCUUAUAUAAAUCCCAACCACAUACUGCUGGAUAGAAGUGCAAUAAAAAGGUCUUCAGUGAGCAUCCUUUUCUGGGCACCAAACCUGCAUGUGCAAAUUGUC